Molecule: messenger RNA, 879 nt
Organism: Protopterus annectens (West African lungfish)
Lineage: Eukaryota; Metazoa; Chordata; Ceratodontiformes; Protopteridae
Product: homeobox protein not2-like
Exons: 3
Coding region: 10-879 (289 amino acids)
Biological process (GO): regulation of DNA-templated transcription; neuron differentiation; central nervous system development
Molecular function (GO): DNA-binding transcription factor activity, RNA polymerase II-specific; DNA binding
Source: RefSeq, a predicted model, not a curated record
UUCUCCUCAAUGUUUGAUGAAGAACCUACAGCUGUGGAAAAGAUGGGACCCCAGCCCCAUCUUCUGACAUUCUUGGAAGGAUUUAUUCCUACUAAGACUAAUAGCUUGGUUAUAUGCACUCGCAUUCUUCAGAGAAAGAAUACUGCAGCUCCCACCUGGCACAGUGCUGUAGAGCAAGUGAAAAUGAUUCAGAACAUGGUUUUCCCAAAUGAAGUUUCAAGAUCUUUGAUGCUCGACCAUCUAUUGGCGGAUUCAUCACACCUACACGCACCUCAAGAACUCAACCAGACGCACAGGGUAUCCUUUACUAUAGACUCCCUGCUAUCCAAAACAGACUCCAAGAAGACACCAACUACCUUCUCUUCAAAAUGGCAUAAAUCUUGCCCACCUACAUCUCCUGUGACAUAUAGUUAUUCACUUCACUUUGUACCCUACCCAGCAAUGUACUUCUACAAGUCCGACUUAGCAGCCAUGGUGCAGCAGAGACAGUGUAGCUGUUCUGAUCCUUGCUGCAAACAGAAAGGAGUUCACUGCAAGAUUACUGCCCUCAGCCCAUUACACUGGAAAACGGCCUCUUGCAAAAUAAAACGAGUGAGGACAGUAUUCACUGCUGAGCAGCUGGACAGGUUGGAGAGAGAGUUCCUCAAGCAGCAAUAUAUGGUGGGCACAGAAAGGGUGGACCUAGCUACAACACUAAACCUCACAGAGACCCAGGUUAAGGUGUGGUUUCAAAAUAGAAGAAUUAAAUGGAGGAAACAAAGCCUAGAGCAGAAGAAAGCAAAGCUGGCCAUACUUGGACCAGUACAACAACUGCCCAAUACCUCAGUUCAAAUUGAGGAUAAUGAAACAGAUGAGGCAACACUGGACAUUGAAAUAUAA